Cercospora beticola is the source of this 1603-nucleotide messenger RNA. RefSeq lists its product as uncharacterized. NCBI's taxonomy places the organism in Eukaryota, Fungi, Ascomycota, Dothideomycetes, Mycosphaerellales, Mycosphaerellaceae. The record is from RefSeq and is a predicted model, not a curated record. Gene Ontology annotation, biological process: acyl-CoA metabolic process. Gene Ontology annotation, molecular function: fatty acyl-CoA hydrolase activity. Gene Ontology annotation, cellular component: mitochondrion.
UCCGCCUCAAUCGUUCCCGUUUGUGAACUCACAACGCAUCGAAUCUUGUCACAUCUCCCACGAACAUGGCAUCAAGAGGCAGCCCUGUGCGGCAGCUGUUCCGCGCCAGACCAAGCGUUACGACGAGAGAAUGCCGAUGCGCUGCCAGACGCCAAUUUUCUGCCAGUCACCAGCACCGGACAGACGGCGUCUUCAGAGCAUUGACAGGAGAGCGUGUCCAAAAGCCAUGGAUCGAAGCCUUCCGGGAGCAACAAGCAGGCCAAAAGCAGCCGGAGCCUCCCAGCACUCCUGCAAAUCGCGACUUGACACCAAAGAAGAUGUCAGAUUCAUAUCAUAGCGUCGUCCUUCCCCUUGCGCAAGAGCCAUGGUUGCUAGACACGUAUAUGAAUUCGUCAGGCCAUAUUCGCAUUGGAACCAUUCUGAUGGACUUGGAUGCUCUUGCCGGUGUAGUGGCGUACAAGCACACAGGUGAUGCUGUCACUACGGUGACUGCAGCUUUCGACCGAAUUACGAUCGAGCACCCUCUUACCGAAGUCUGUGAUCUUGAAUACAGUGGACAGGUCACGUAUGCCGCAGGCCGAAGUAGUAUGGAGAUCACAUUGCAAGUCGCUAAAGCUCCACCCAAAGGUCAAAAGCCGAAGCCCGAAGAUGUCAUGAUGACCUGCCAAUGCACUAUGGUCUCUUUGGAUCCCGCUACAAAGAAGCCAGUGAAUAUCGCCGCCGUUCGCACCGACACUGAAGAAGAAAGGCGACUGUUCGAAGAGGGAGAGAAGAACGGACAGCGUCGCAAAGAACUGGCGAAACAUUCCUUACUCAAGCAGACGCCGAACGAUGAGGAGAGUGAUCUAAUUCAUGCCAUCUGGCAGCGACAGUUGCAAUAUCACGACCCCGCUGAUUCAAUGCGAAUGCCCUCAAAUGUGAUUGCCAUGGAUGCGACUCAACUCAGGACCGCCAGCAUCAUGCAGCCGCAGUACAGAAACAGGCACCACUUCAUGAUCUUCGGUGGCUUUCUGCUCAAACAGACCUUUGAGAUCGCGUUCUGCUGCGCUGCCAGUUUCGCCCACACACGACCGACUUUCGUAUCCCUUGAUCCCUCCACUUUCCAGAAUCCCGUACCUGUAGGAAGCGUCCUAUAUCUCACAGCGACAGUCGUCUACACGGACCCACCUCUCAUAUCAGGACAAUCCGACGAACAACAGACGACUGAAGGUCGAGCUCAGAAUGCAAAGACUCGUGUACAGGUGCGAGUGGACUCCAAGGUCAGAGAUGUCGAACACGGUGUGGCGAAGCCAACUGGACAGUUCAACUACACAUUCCUGGUAGACAAAGAUGUCAAGGUCGUACCGAGAACCUACACUGAAAUGAUGAUGUACGUUGAUGCGAGACGAAGAGCGAUGAGUGUGCGUGAAAAGGUUCAGCAUGGCGAUGCAGAUGCCGGAAGCACGGAGCGGAUUACCGAGUGAGGAAGCAACGUUGGCCUCUCGCAGGCCCGUUGUUUCCUCUGGUUUCUCAACGUCCUUGCACUUUGUCGUCCAGCUUCUCGCGCUGCGGCCGUUGCGUCGGGAAGGAACAGGAUCUGAGGGAGGUAUAGCCGUUGGAGCUU